Molecule: messenger RNA, 2146 nt
Organism: Sinocyclocheilus rhinocerous
Lineage: Eukaryota; Metazoa; Chordata; Actinopteri; Cypriniformes; Cyprinidae
Product: cholesterol 24-hydroxylase-like
Exons: 15
Coding region: 58-1560 (500 amino acids)
Biological process (GO): cholesterol catabolic process
Molecular function (GO): iron ion binding; heme binding; cholesterol 24-hydroxylase activity
Source: RefSeq, a predicted model, not a curated record
AUUCGAUAGCACUAAGGCAGACGUACAUUAGACACUGAGCUACUGUACAGCACCAUCAUGAUCUCAGAAUGGGUCUCAUGUAUGAUGUUUUACCUGCUUGCUGCUGUUUUCUGUGCGGUUCUUACAUAUUGUAUGUAUGUUCAUCAUGUUCAUCAGAAAUAUGAUCAUAUACCUGGACCUCCAAGAGACAGUUUUCUGCUGGGGCAUAUUCCAACUUUUUCCAGAGGGGCGAAAUCGGAUAACCUUGUACAGGACUUAUUUCUUCAGUGGGCAGAAAAAUAUGGCCCUGUCUACAGGCUGAACAGUUUUCAUUAUGUUGUGAUCAAAGUCCAUUGUCCAGAGGCUACAAAGACAAUCCUGAUGUCACCUAAGUAUACCAAAGAUCCCUUUGUCUACAAACGCCUCUUUAACUUGUUUGGAAAACGGUUCCUUGGAAAUGGGUUAGUGACGGCUAUGGACCAUGACGACUGGUACAGGCAGCGUCGCAUCAUGGAUCCAGCCUUUAGCAGCACAUACUUACGAAGCUUGAUGGGCACUUUUAAUGAGAUGUCUGAGCGCCUAAUGGACCAUUUGGAGGAAAUAGCCGACACGAAAACACCUGUCAUCAUGCAUGACCUGGUCAACUGUGUCACACUCGACGUCAUUUGCAAGGCGGCUUUCGGUGUUGAUUUGAAUUUGUUCAAGCAAACUGACAGCCCCUUCCAGAAAGCAGUAGAGCAGUGUUUAAAGGGCAUGGUGUUCUAUCUCAGAGACCCAUUUUUUACACUUUUUCCCAAGAAUUGGAAGACUGUACAACAAACUAAAGAUGCAACUGAACUCCUGCGUAAAACGGGAAAGAAAUGGAUACAAAAAAGGAAGACAGCAAUAGAAAAUGGAGAAGACGUCCCCAAAGACAUUCUCACACAAAUCCUCAAAACAGCAGAGGAGGAAAACGUUAAUAACACAAAAGAUCAUGAGCUGAUGUUGGACAAUUUUGUGACUUUCUUCAUUGCUGGGCAAGAGACAACAGCCAAUCAGCUCUCAUUUGCAAUCAUGGAAUUAGGGAGACAGCCGGAGAUAUAUAAACGGGCUAAAGCAGAGGUGGAUGAAAUUCUUGGCACAAAAAGAAACAUUUCAUAUGAAGACCUUGGAAAAUUCACUUACUUGUCUCAGGUGUUGAAGGAAACGCUGCGUCUGUACCCAACUGCUCCAGGGACCAGCCGCUGGCUACAUGAGGACAUGGUUAUAAAUGGGCUGAAAAUCCCAGGGAGCUGUGCGGUUAUUUUCAGUUCUUAUGUUUCCCAAAGACUGGAAAAGUUUUUUAAAGAUCCGUUGAAGUUUGAUCCAGAGAGAUUUGAUGUGAACGCCCCAAAGCCUUAUUACUGCUACUACCCAUUUGCACUUGGUCCACGAACCUGUCUAGGGCAGGUUUUCUCACAGAUGGAGGCAAAAGUUGUGCUUGCCAAACUGCUUCAGAGAUUUGAGUUCAGUCUGGUUCCUGAACAGUCUUUUGACAUUAAAGACACAGGAACUCUACGGCCCAAGAGCGGAGUAAUCUGCAACAUUAAACACUGCUCAUAGGACAUGUUUAUGGCCCUUGUUUUGUAGCAAUUCUUGUGUACUUAUGCCUGCAUACAUCAUCUUGUAUUAUUCAAACAUUAACCAAAAAGAGUCUCAUCAUUGCGAGAGUUUUUUGACAUAUGUCAGCAUGACAUCAGAGCAAGUCAGACAACACUCGGACACAUUUCUAACCAGCAUGAAUCUCGUGGUGAUCUGUUCUGUGGUUUGUUCAUCUGAAAUGAGCCUUUUGUGUUUCCUCUCAUUUUUUCCUUAUUUGCAAUGAUGAUACUGUGUUUUGGAGUUAAUAACUGCAAGUUUUAUAGCUGCUCUAAGUCUAAAAUAAGUCUACUACUAUUUUUUAACCAAUUGCAAUCAACUAGACCAUUAUAAUGGUAAUUUUAAAAGUCUGACAUAGUGACAUGUUAGCCUUCUCAGUUUGAAGGAUGCUUGUAAGGUAGCCUUUGUUUCAUGACUCUCAGCUGUGUGUUUAGAAGGCUGCAUUCUUCACAUCCUCAAAUCACCUACAAUCCUUUUCAUAUAUUCCAAUUGACAUUUAAAAUGUUUGAAGACUGUUCAGCACUGAUCUCAUCUAAGUUUUUGAUGAAAU